CCUAAGGAAGCUGAACGUGUAUCCACGGAUCAUCCAGAUACGGGUGCUCAAUCGGGCGAGGAGAGAGUUGGUGAGUGUAUUUUAUUUAAUAUUUGUUUCAGUUUAUUCUCCAGGAACUACAAGAUUAUCCUUCAUAUUUCAUUUUGAGAUGCACAGUAUAGAGGGAACGAGGUGAGUUACGUGCCUUUAAAGCAAGGAUAUAUUCUUUAACAGUUACAGGUAACUUCAGGGCUUCAAAUUUUCUUGUUGGUUUUGAUGAAAAUUGAUUUUUAUUUUAUUAUGAUUUUAAAAUGUGGAGGAGCAGCUAAACCACAUUAUUUUUUCUUUAGGACAGCACUACUUAAUAGAGUAUUGGGAUAUGCUCAGUCUAGACGUUUCCAGACAAGGUAGUAGUCUUUAAGCAAGACGAUGAUCGAAUGUUUAGUCUUGCAUAUGGAUUAUUUCUGAUCACAUCUUGUAAUGGGCAUUUUUACCGUUUUAAGUGCUGUUUGUCCCAAUUGUUUGCUCUGCAGGUAAUAUUUAUUGUUUUCACAUAUGCAUGUAGGCAUCUGAGAAGUAAGUAAAUAACACGUCACAGUACGCCGAUCAAAUUUAUUUUACCCUUCGAUUUUAAGUUUGUUUAAUAUUUGCAUUAUCUCUUGAACGCACAAUAUGAUACGUGCUUAGGAUUACUAGCGUUGCCAGUUAUGGCGCUGGAGUGUUUAUCUAAAAGGUAUCCCAAUAUGUUAUCAACUUUGUACCCAUCCAAAACUUGUGAGUGCGAUUUCCAAUUUUUUCAGCUUAGUUUUGGAUUUGCUGAUCUACUUGUGGUUACUUUAUGUUGUCACCAUGCAUACAGUAUGAAUGGAAAUACAAUAUUAACAGGUCUAAUUUCAAUAUUUCCUUUAAUGGAAGUGGGUGGUGUGUGAUAUAACUAUGGAUGCCAAUCACAGAUUCAAUACUCUUCCUCCAUUUUCCUCAAGUGUAAAUUGACUUGCAUAUUUUGAAUAGUUAUUUGGUUUGGAUUCUCCUACAACGUGGCGAAUGUAUAAAACAAAUAAAAUAAAGUAUCUACAAACGACCAGUAAAUACAAGACAUGUACGUAUGCUGUAAAAAUUGUAAGUCCCAACAUCAGCUUUAUUAAUCGCACCACCAAUAUUUUUGUUAUAUCUUCCUUUUAAUGAAUAAGUAGUCAUCACUGAAUUGUGUUUUUUGCCUUGACAUACGUUUGCAUGGCUUUUAUUAAUGCAUGAGCAUGUUCUGUAGUGCAUGGACAGCAGCAGAGACCAGUAGGCCCAAGCACUUCAAGGUCACCUGAUCCACGGGACACAAGGAAACCUCUUGCACGUAAGUACCAUUGAUGUGAGAUGAAUUAUUUUUCAGAAACCUACGUCACCCUUUUAAUUACCGGUUUCAUACUCUGUCUCAUUCACUUCAUCGUUAAAGACUAUACUGUGGUUUGGGUGAGAUGGCUGAGCCCACAGCUUAACAGCAUAGUUCGAGUUUUUCUUAUUUUGUACAUUAUGAUAUACCGCAUGUGGCAUUUCAUUGACUCUACCGUUGAUUAGCAUAAUCCACCAGAAGAUACCCACCUCAUUUGACAGGCAUACCUGGACGAAAAUAAGCAUGGGUACCGUGGCGCCAUCAAUUUCUUAAAAAAUGUUUACCUAUCAAUUACCGUCUUUAGGAGCAGCGUUGCCACUUAGCGGACUGAUGCCGCAGGUUACGAGAUUUCUUGAAAUAAAUGCGACAUUGUAAAGAAGCUCUUGGUAGCAUAGGGGAUGGAAAUACGGUGCAUUCCAUAUGAAAACCAGGAUAUACGAGUCUGAAAGGAAACAAGACAGCCGACACUCUGGCAAAGAGUGGGGCUAGCAUACCCUUCAUAGGUCCCAAGGGAGUACCCAGGGGGGCAAGGGGGGGCGCGGCUUUUCCCUAGUUCGGCAAAAAUUAAAUGGAUAGAACAUUUUUACAAAAAUUAAAUUGUUCAUGUACACAAGCUGAAUCAAUAUCUAUUAGAUGAUAAAAUAAAUGGAUUAGUUGAUAAUUACUUGAAAUAAUAUGAAUGAGUUACAUUAUGUUGUUCCUCAUUCAAUGAGUUUAAACCAUCUAUAUGAAGUUAGGCACUUGAACUGUUAUAUCAAUGCAUAAAAUGUAUAAUCUAAUAUUUGAUAUUCUAAGAAAUCACUAUAUAAUAAUGUCAAGACUUACUCAAGAAAAAAAUUUAUAAUAAUGUAUGACAUGCUAUAAUAUUUUAAAUCAGUAUUAAAAGCUAUUUGCCUAUGCAAAAAUGAAAUACUCGAGAAAAAACAGAGUUAUUCCGUACCUGACGAUCUAAACAAAUUCAUUGUUUUUGUUGAUGUUAAACAUUCGUUCAUCCUUUAUAGUCACGUGGGAAAUUUUUCUAUAAGAAUUUGACAUUAUUUUCUGCGUUCUACAUGAAUUUGGAAAAUUGUCCACAUAUUCUGUGAUUCUAAGCUCUGUUUUUCAAAUGUUAUCCAACUAAUUACUUUAUAACGUAGAAACAUGCUACACCAAACAUACUAAACAUACAGCAAAGGAAGGAGUGUGUUCAGUUUCUCUGUUCGUUACUUGACAAAAUUAUUGUAAAUUAUAAUAAAUGUAUUUAUUCCAUUCUACCUGUUUAUCCGUAGCGUACAAAUCGUAGUGGAUAUAUUACAGCAUGGUAUUUUUGCUAUUUUUUAUUAUAAGCUUAGCUUUUGUGUUUUUCGUUUUUGCUAUGUUUUUAUGUUAUGCUUGUUUGUGAUUUUUCCAAAGAAGCAAGAAGCGAACUGAAGUCUAGGAAAAAGGAACGUUCACGCAGUAAGUCACCGUUCAGGAGUUUUCGAUGGAAAAAGGAGAAGAAAAUAUCCACAGGUGCACAUAGUGAUGAUGAAGGGGCUUCCUCAGCUUACCAAGAAAGCGGUCCAAGCGAUAGUGGCGCCAGCGGCGACGUCUUGGAAGGCCAUCUGGUGCGAAAACACGAAUGGGAGAACACCACAACAAAGGCGACGAACAGAUCCUGGGACAAGGUGUAUUGUUUGGUAAAGGGAACACAGAUGAGCUUUUACAGGGACGCGAAAAAUGCCAAGUCGACGCCCGAUCAACGUUUCAAAGGCGAACCACCGCUGUCGUUGAGAGGUGCGCAGGCUAGCCAAGCGCAGGAUUACAAGAAGAAGAAACAUGUGUUCAGGUUGAGAUUGGAAAGUGGUGGCGAGUUUCUAUUCCAAGCCCAUGAUGAUAAUGAGAUGAAUACGUGGAUCAGCCACAUCAACACGCAAGCUGAACUGGACGCGUCCGGUCCUUCACGAUCACAAACAUUGCCGGCUUCCGCACAAAAAGAGGAUUCCAAAAGACGUAGUUUCUUUACCCUUAAGAAAACCUAAACGCCGUUUCAACUCCGAACAAUAAUACAGAACGUAUAUCUAUCUUCACGCGUUGCAUGUGAGGAAUCAUACCUUCGAGAAUCGUUCUACUGACAUUGCAUUCUUUAAUAUAUUUUUAUUCUAGCUUGCACGUUAUACAUUUAUGAUGUUAAGAUGUAAAGUAUAUUAUGCGAAUAUGAUUGAAAUGAUACAUGUGUAAUACAUAGCAUUGACUGGGCAUAGGUACAAUCUUUCAUCAUUUAUUUAUUAUUAUUGUUUAUUUUUCCGCAUCCGGUUAUGAAAUAUCGUAACUGUAAGUUACUAAGAAGAAAAUUUCAAAUUUCCCUAUAUGCUUCUCACAUUUUGCUUAGCAAAGAUUAGAUGGCAUCUAUUAUUACUAUACAUACAUUGUAAUUAUUUUUAUCGGUAGAAUUCUAUUUUAUGUAAAAUGUGUGCUUUUAAAAAGAUAAAGUUAAUAUAAAAUUAUUGUUUUACCGUG
Messenger RNA from Acanthoscelides obtectus, 3841 nucleotides. Lineage: Eukaryota; Metazoa; Arthropoda; Insecta; Coleoptera; Chrysomelidae. The record is from the annotation of a GenBank genome assembly.